CUUUAAAGUCUAAAUUUUAAAUGUUUACUUUGAAGUGUUAUUGAGUAAAGUGUUUUUAUCUUACAAAUAUUAUUUAAUGCUUAUUAAUUUAUUAUGAUAGAUUAAAUGUAAUGAGAUAAAUAUUAUAUUAGAAUGAUGUCGUCUGUAGUAAAUCAACGUGAUCUUGUUUCGAUGAUCAAAGAAGAGACUAGUAUGAAUAUUGGAAUUUUAGGUAAAGUACGACCGAUGCAUCAAGAACUAACCAAGCUUGUAAUUAAAGACAUCACUCUGGAGAAACCAACGCAAAAUCUAUUCUACCAUCUUUCAUAUUAUUUGGUUUCUAUAAUAGAUCCAAAAGUUGGAGAAAAUUUGUCUUGGCCACUAUAUGAUUCAAAUACUGAGCGUGCGUAUAGAAUUGGGUUGUAUAAUUUUAUAACUGAUUACAGCACUAAAGGUCUAAUAUAUCAGGUGAAAUCCUCUUUUUUGGUAAAUCCAAAUUCUUUCAAAGUCACUGUUUUACUAUUCCAACUGUCUAAAUUAGCUAUCAAUAAGAUUCUUGUGACUAAAAUGCGACCUGAAAGUCAGAAACAACUUUACAAAGAAUUUACAGAGAAACGUCAAGCAGGGGGACCUGAUUUCAUUGAAGGUAUAAAUAAAGAGGUGGAGGUAAUGUCAAGUAAAUUGUCAAACUAUUUGUGUAAGAGACAAAUUCUUGAAAGUAUAGCGAAUAUAAUGAAAAAGAGAAUCAUUGAAAUGGAUAAGUAUUGUUUAAGUCGUACAGCUGAGAAUUAUAUCAAUAAUUUAGUUGAUGGAUUUCUGGCCCAACACGAAGUUGAUGAAGAUACUAAGCUCGAAGUAUUAAAAAUUAAAAAUUUUGAUGUUGAGUCACAAAUUUUUGAAAAUUAUCUCAAUCACAUUGAUUCAAAGACUGACAUUCUUGAAAGUGAGUGGGACAGGAAAGUGACUCCUUACUUAAACAUCUGUACACAAACAACUGAGGUAACAGAAGCACUUAUCUUAAGAUACACAGGCCAACUUGACCAUAGUCUUUACACAGUAGAAUAUAAUCCAAAAACAGAUGCAAUAUGCACUAAAGAUUUACAGAGUAUUGCAAAUGUGGAGCAAAAAUAUGUCCUUAUGAAAUUAGAGGUUAAUGGAAGAUUGCAGUUUCCUAACUUGAUCAGGGCCUUCUUGAUAGCUAUAACAUACAUGUUAAAGAAUGACGUUUUGGAGGAUGAUAUCUAUGAAUUUAAUAAUUACUUGGCUGGAGGUGUUGACAAGUUUAAAAAUAUUGUAUCUGCUAUGAGUUUAAUCAAUGAGAAAGUGAGAAAUGCUGAAGGUAAACUGCAGGUCAGACCACAGAUUCAAGUAGUGAACUCUACAACACCACUCAAACAAUUUACAGAGAUCCCACUGAUUCCCGAUUUAUCACAAAUUUGGCCAAAUAUAAAUAAUAUAACCCAGGAAGUUACAGACGCUUUCACCCCGAUCAAUAUAUCAAAAGACAAUUUCAAUUUACAAUGGAAUAUGCAGAGUACAUUCACUAGACCUUAUCCUAAACCUCUGAUUGCACCCACAUUUCAAACACAGAAAGACGAUUUUAUUAAAAGCUUCAUAUCGGGAAAUAUAACCAGCAACUAUCAAGCAACUGCAAGCCACAGUAAUAACAAUCUUUCUGUUAUUUCACAUAGCAAUAAGGGUAACGACACAGUUACUGGCUGUACAUCCGGCUUCACAAGAGAUCAAUUAAAUCGGUUACUAUCAAUUAGAAAAACAAGUAGCUCUAAGAAGUUUAAAAAGAAAAAUGACAGCAGAAAGCUUAAUAUUAAAACAGGAGCUCUGUUUAAUGAAUCUUUUGAGUCUGUGGAUAGUAAUGGACUAUUCCGGAGCUAUUCUUCGCCCGAUCUGAAUGAAAAUAGAAAAAAGAGUUCCUUAUCCUCAAGAGUUACAAACUUAUCUGUCAUGAUGGAAUGCAAUUCAUUUAAUUUAUCUGGUAUCUCUGCUUUUGAUUGCGAUAAUUUCAGUCCGGGAGCUGCAAACGCUGAGAGCUCUAGAAAAGCUAUGGAAAUAUCUAAUACACUGAGUUCACAAGUAACAAGUGUAGAACCUAAAAAAAUAUUAAAAGAAAUAAUAAAUAAUAAUAGUACAUGUGUAUCUGGUAAGUCAAGCAUAGAAUGUGUAACAUCUUCAAAUGGUGUUACACCGAAAUCAGAUUUUAAAAUGGCUCAAAGGACAAGCUCGUUAGAGAAAAUAAUAAAUAGGUUCCAGAAAGUACGAGCAAAUGUUGUAUCUAAUAGCAAUCAAGUAAUCAGUGAGGAAAAAGUGAAUUUAAAUACUCAAAAUAAUUUAGAGAAGCGUCGUUUAUUGCCAGACUUAUUAAGUCCAAGCUGGAAUAUGUUUAAUACGGUUAAGACAGAUUCUUUACAGCCAGAGUUGGAAGACGAUGACAUACCAACAAAACGGUACCCAAGAGAAAGUCUCGGUAGUGCAUUAGGAGUUGAUCACACAUUCUUAGAUCAAUUUGAACUAUCAGACUGAUAUUUAUUAUAUAGCUCUAAGGUAUAGUGAAAUUUUAAUAGCCAUUAUAUUGUAUGUUUAUGCAGAUACAAAUAUUAUAUAUUUCUGAAAUACAUACAAUUAUGUGCAUGAACUCUGAUUUAAUUUGUAUAAUAAAAGACAAUAUUUUGAAGCAAGGAAGAGGCUUUAAUUAAGUAUAUUAUUAUUUUUAAUUACCAUAAAUUUUACGGUCAUAUUGUGGCAUAACUCAUGAAUCUUGAUGAAUUUUUAUGUACUACAAAAAAUUACAUGAAAUUCCAUAUUAUAUUUCUUGCUGCUUGUGAA
Leptidea sinapis is the source of this 2820-nucleotide messenger RNA. RefSeq lists its product as uncharacterized. NCBI's taxonomy places the organism in Eukaryota, Metazoa, Arthropoda, Insecta, Lepidoptera, Pieridae. The transcript has 2 exons. The coding region runs from base 133 to 2517 and encodes 794 amino acids. The record is from RefSeq and is a predicted model, not a curated record.